GGUCUAAGUAGUUACGGGAAGCCUAAUUGCAUUUUAAAAAGGACUGAAUUAGCAGCAUAUAUUUCAUGUCUUUUUCGUUGUUGUGGUCACUUAAGAUUUGGUCUCAUGUUAGCAACACCUAUCAGCGAGCUAUGUCGGAGUCUCCUUUAAGAGCGCUGAUACACCACACAGCUUACACCAGAAAGCAGAGCUUGGCGGCAGUGGAAAGUAGCGCACUGGAAGGAUGACAGCUAUCAGCCGCUGCUUUGCGUCUGACACCCAUUUGAACCGCCAGUGUGAGGACCACUGAUCCAGCCCGCGGGGCGGUCUUUUCUGCCCAAAAACGUAUUGCCGUGGGCUGUGUGUGGAUCUCUUAUGAUUUCUUCCUUUUCGUAGAGGCAAUUUUUCUAACACUAUGGUGCUGGGCAAGGUAAAGACUUUAGCGGUCUGUUUCGACUGUUUAAACGACAACAACAUUCCUCUUUACUCCGGCGGCGAUUCUGUCUCGGGAAGAGUGAUAAUCGAAGUCGCCGGCGAGGUUCGCGUUAAAACGCUGAACAUAACCGCCAGAGGAAUAGCCAAGGUACGGUGGACCGAGUCCCGGAACGCCGGGGCCAACACUGCCUACACUCAGAAUUACACCGAGGAGGUGGAAUACUUAAACCAUAGCGACACGUUAAUAGGAGAGGAGCGAGAUGAGGAUAGUCCAGAAGAGGCCCUAACUGUUCUCAACACAGGGUUACACGAAUUCGCUUUCAGCUUCUUGCUACCACAAAUGCCCCUGGCCACGUCGUUUGAAGGGAAACAUGGCAGUGUGAGGUACUGGGUGAGAGCAGAGCUCUACAGACCAUGGCUGCUGCCUGUCAGAGUGAAGAAGGAGUUCACUGUGUUUGAACACAUUGACAUCAACACACCACUGCUGCUGGCUCCUCAAGCUGGCACUAAGGACAAGACCCUGUGUUGCUGGUUCUGUGCUUCAGGACCAAUCUCACUCAGCGCCAAGAUCGAGAGGAAGGGAUACACACCAGGCGAGUCCAUCCAGAUAUUUGCGGAGGUGGAGAACUGUUCGUCCAGGGUGGUGGUGCCCAAAGCCGCGCUGUGCCAGACCCAGACCUACUUUGCCAAGGGAAAAGCCCGGCAGCUUCAGCAGCAGGUGGCAGCCCUGCGUGGCGACAACCUGCUCCAGGGGAAGAGUCAGAGUUGGGAUGGAAAACUACUCCACAUACCUCCUGUCUCCCCAUCCAUCCUGGAAUGUCCACUCAUCAGAGUGGAGUAUUCACUGGUGGUGUAUGUGGACAUCCCUGGCGGGUUGAACCUGUCAUUGUCGUUGCCUUUGGUGAUUGGUACCAUCCCGCUCCACGCGUUCACUAGUCGAACCAACAGCAUCAGCAGUUACUGUAGUACCACCAGCUGGCCAGAGAGACCUGAAGCUCCGCCCAGCUACAGCGACCUGGCAGUGACAGAGGAGCAAAGACGGGGCUGCCUUGAGCAGUGUGAGGGGUCAGACGUCCAUGAAGAGGACCAGGGAACGCUGCAUGCUUACAUCACAGAGUUCAGAUACCAGCCCCCGCCACUGUACUCUGAGGUUGAUCCUAACCCAGAACCAGGCUGUGGAGGUCAGGAGGUCAGGAGACCCGAUCCUUGCCCCUCUCGCUGAGCAUAACACUGGCCUGCUCAGAUCAGACAAGAAACUACACUUACACAGAAAUCCAACAUGGUCAUUGCUAUAGUCCUCUGCAGGUGCUGAGCAGCUACAGAUGGAUCCAACAUGGCCGCCACUAUAGCCCUGUGCUGGAGCCAGUCAUCUAUAGAUGGAUCCAACAUGGUCGCUGCUAUAGCUCAAUACUGAUGGCCGUCUCAUCCUAGGUUUCCUCAGGAAGGUGUACAUGGAUGUAAACAGGGAUGUCAGUUGUGUGGAUAGGCUAGGAUACACCACUGUCUGAACAAAAUUGCAGUUUUCUGCUGUUAAGGAAGAAUAGCUAGUUGUUAGACCCAGUUUCUUAUACAGUAUAUGACCAUUACAUAGCACAUCUAGGAUUAGAUGAGAGAAGAAAAGAAGAAAAGAAACAAUCCUCUGUUGAAAACGUGGUCAGAAAUCUCCUCCAGCCUCACAGUGAAUUUUGCACAUGCCUUUCUUGCUGUUUGACGACCUAAUUUCCACAGCUUUUCUUCCUUGAUGCUCAUAAAUGCUGGAACAUGUCCGUUGUCUUCUCACCACCACUGCUUUACCAGAAACAGCACAGAAUCACACCCUAUUAGAACAAACUAAGAAACAAAUGAAAAAAUAUAGUUUUUUGUGUUUUAGUUUGUCUUGGGAUUUCUGAAUGGUGGAAUGACCUGCAAACAAAGAGAGUUGUUAGGAAGUCCAGGAGGUUGUGUUAUGGGCAGUGAUUGCUGGGUAGUGUGUCUCCAGACCGAUGUCUAUGUUAAGCACUCACAUUGUCUUUCAGGUGUCUUUCCUUACUAUAAUCCUAUAUAGAUACAGUACCAGAGGAAGCACUUGUUUGAUUGAUAUAUGUGGACAAAGAACACAGAACGGAGCUCUUUAUUUACAAUGAGAGGACAGAAACAGCCAAAAAUAAGUAAAUAAAUAGAUAUUUCAAAUGUUUACAAGUCAGUUGUGGUUUUCAAAGCAAAACCAAUAAUGUCAUUCAAAGUUGAUCUCCACUUCCAAACUGAUACAAAGUGCAAUAUAUUUUUGUAUUUAUCGUUUUUCUAUGUUUGUGUGCUGUAUGUGAUGCCAUUAUUGCCAUUACUGAUCUGAAUGCUAUCACAAUCUUCCUUUGUAUGGAAUAAAUAAGCUUUUUUGUA
Esox lucius (northern pike) is the source of this 2790-nucleotide messenger RNA. RefSeq names its product arrestin domain containing 3b (gene arrdc3b). NCBI's taxonomy places the organism in Eukaryota, Metazoa, Chordata, Actinopteri, Esociformes, Esocidae. Gene Ontology annotation, biological process: protein transport. The record is from RefSeq and is a predicted model, not a curated record. The coding region runs from base 395 to 1636 and encodes 413 amino acids. The transcript is spliced from 8 exons. Gene Ontology annotation, cellular component: cytoplasm.